Serendipita indica DSM 11827 is the source of this 903-nucleotide messenger RNA. The record is from the annotation of a GenBank genome assembly. Lineage: Eukaryota; Fungi; Basidiomycota; Agaricomycetes; Sebacinales; Serendipitaceae.
AUGGCCAGUCAUGCAAUGGCUUCCACCUCCACGGCCACUCAAAAAUUCCCAAAUAUUCACCAUCAAGCUGUUCAACACCCAUUUAUGCUCCCAGUUCUCAAUGUCCCCGAUGAUCCAAACUACAGAAGACCAGCUCCCAUUAAUCUCACGCAAGAUUUGGUCACCCGCUUCGGUCUCUUUGAUGCCUUUCAGCGACAAGUAGUCGGCCAUCACAAGCACCAGCAACAGCAGCAACAGCAGCAGGCCUCUCUGUUGCAGCAAACACGACCGGGCUCCUCUGCACACCCGUCGUCUGGUCACCCGGGCCCAACGGCGAGCGGCUCGGGCGUUACUGGCACCACGGCCCCGGACGAUACCAUAGGAGCAGCCAAGAAGGAAAAGAAGAGGGAAAAGGAUCUCUACAAGACUCUUUUCAACAACUUGCCUGGAAAACAGGAUACAAAGCGCGACCGUUACCUGUCUGAACUCACCUUGCAGCCGCCAAAAGAGGGCAGGAUCAUGCUCCUGGACGAUGCGUUGGCGGAAGCAGCAUUCACCAUCUUUGACAUUCCUCAGCCUGUGAACGAGGAAGAGGAGAACAAGAAGCGAAAGAAAAAGCGAAAGAGGGAGCAAGAGCAACAGGCAGCCGCGUCGAUUGCCCCAACGCCGGCGCAUCUACCCACUCCUGGCGGACCGCCACCCUUGAAGCAGUCCAUCAGUGUCAAACAAGAAGUUGAUCCUUCCCUUUCUCAGCGACCAAUGAAACGACCACGUCAGGUGAGCCACACACUCGCCUCCCCCGCCGCGCCCCUACUUUCGGGUAUGCCAUGUGUUAGUGCGGCGAUUGACAACCGUUCGUCGGGUUUCCCAUUCCGUCAGGAUAACUACCCUAUGCCACUACAACAACCGACUCCCAAAGCAUGA